CUGACCGCUGACGUCGGCUUUUACUCAUUUGUCCGACUGUCUGUGUAGUGUGUUUUUACUUACGUGUUAUUUUUUUCCUGAUCUGUGAGUGUUAUGUUUGUUGACUUUUAUAGCAUAUCUGCAAUAAAAUUUAACUUAAAAUGAAAAUUCAAUAUAUUUUGUUUCUUUUGUGGCAUUUUGCUAAAUGUGAUGAACACACACAUACUUAUAAGGAUAGUGAACAAGUGGUGCUUUGGAUGAACACUGUGGGCCCUUACCACAAUCGUCAAGAGACUUAUGCAUAUUUUUCUCUACCGUUCUGCGCUGGAACGAAGGUUACUAUUGGACACUACCAUGAGACGUUAUCUGAAGCGCUACAAGGUGUUGAAUUAGAAUUAAGUGGGUUAGAUAUCACUUUCAAAGAUAAUGUACCAGCACAGCAAUUCUGUGCCAUCGAACUCCACGAGCAGUCGUACAAAGCGCUAAUCUAUGCUGUCAAAAACCAUUAUUGGUACCAGAUGUACGUGGAUGAUCUGCCGAUAUGGGGGAUUGUAGGAGAAAUAGAUGGCGACAAUUACUACAUUUGGACACACAAAAAAUUCGACAUUGGUUAUAACGGCAACAGAAUUGUCGAAGUUAACCUUACAGCUGAAAACAAAGAACGCUUGAAGCCUAAUGCGAAAAUCCCCUUCACAUACGAAGUGAACUGGAAGAAAAGCAAUAUCAAAUUUGAAGACCGUUUUGAUAAAUAUUUGGAUCCUAAUUUCUUCCAGCACCGGAUUCACUGGUUUAGCAUAUUUAACAGUUUCAUGAUGGUUAUUUUCUUGGUGGGUCUUGUGUCAAUGAUACUUAUGAGAACACUUCGUAAGGACUAUGCAAGGUACUCGAAAGAUGAUGAUCUUGAUGACCUAGAAAAGGAUUUGGGUGAUGAGUAUGGCUGGAAGCAGGUCCAUGGGGAUGUUUUCCGACCUGUACCACAUUUGGCAUUAUUUUCUGCUCUCAUUGGGGUUGGCCAUCAGCUGACCGUUGUAACGUUAGCUGUUAUCAUUUUCACAAUAUUUGGUGAGCUGUAUACUGAGAGGGGAUCUUUGUUAUCAACAGCAAUUUUUAUCUAUGCUGCCACUUCUCCUGUAAAUGGCUAUUUUGGAGGUUCCCUGUAUGCUAGGAUGGGAGGUCGACUUUGGAUCAAGCAGAUGUUACUCUCUGCCUUCUUGUUACCAGUGCUGGUAUGUGGUACAGCCUUUUUCAUUAAUUUCAUAGCUAUGUAUUAUCAUGCAUCCAGAGCGAUUCCAUUUGGUAGCAUGAUAGCUGUGAUGUCCAUUUGCACAUUUGUGAUUUUACCCCUAACACUUGUUGGAACUGUCCUUGGACGCAACUUGGCCGGGCAACCUGAUUAUCCAUGUCGUAUUAAUGCUGUCCCUAGGCCAAUCCCAGAGAAGAAAUGGUUUAUGGAACCAUUUAUAAUAAUUAUCAUGGGAGGAGUUCUUCCAUUUGGUUCUAUAUUUAUUGAGAUGUACUUUAUCUUCACAUCAUUUUGGGCUUAUAAAAUCUAUUAUGUGUAUGGUUUCAUGCUGCUUGUGUUUUUAAUUCUUAUGAUUGUUACAGUGUGUGUUACAAUUGUUUGUACUUAUUUCUUGUUGAAUGCUGAGGACUAUCGUUGGCAGUGGACUAGCUUCCUCUCUGCAGGUAGCACUGCAAUUUAUGUGUACCUUUACUCCUUCUACUACUUCAUAUUUAAAACAAAAAUGUAUGGCUUGUUUCAAACCACUUUCUAUUUUGGCUACAUGGCAUUGUUCAGUUUAACUCUGGGAAUUAUUUGUGGCACUGUUGGAUACAUUGGUACCAGUUUAUUUGUGAGAAAGAUAUAUGCUACUGUGAAAAUUGAUUGAAUGUUGUAUCCUGUGUGAUUUUUUUUUCUUAAAUUGAUUAAUUGUAUGGUAACUUAAGCAAUAAAAAUUGCUAGGCUACAAGUGAUGUGAUUUAGUACUCUCCAGAUAAUAUCCAAAAAUGGCUAACACAUUCCUUGAAAAUUUGCAUAACUAAAAAUGUAUCUGUCUUUAUCUACUUAUAUUUUUAGACAUUUUUAGAUGAUACCAAAAUCUAUAUUAAAAAACAUUAAAAGGUCUCACACUCAAAUUAAAUAGCACAUUUAUACCACUGUGGGCCUAAACAGUAAUGUUUGUGAAUAUGGAUCUAAGCCAGCAAUAUAAUGGAGAUUAGUUUUUAACUAACUAAAAUAUAGGUUCUUUGGUCUAAGUUUUUGUUAACUAAUACUUCUUUGUUGACACAGUGUAUAAUAUAAAAGACUUAGUUAAUUAUAUUAUUCAAAGCAACUUCAUACAUCUAUAAUUUAUUAUGUUUAAUAGUAUCCACCUCUUUUGUUGUAUACAAAUAUUUUAUUAUUAAAUCAAAUAUGUACUAUGUAAAUAGAAACUAAAUUAUUGAUGAAAAACUAUCUUUUAUCUGCCACUUUGUAUGUGUGGAUUUGUUUUCUUGUGGUAAAGAGUAUGUAUGGAAAGUCAAUUCCUUAACUAUCUUGCAAAAAGUCAUGUUUUUCUUUGUUGCAUGAAAGAAAACCCAACAACACACUUUUGCAUUUAUAUCAUUAAUGGUACCUAUAAAUUUAAAAUUUUACCCCUUCGUCUUGAUACUAAUUAAGGUGUUUUUCUCUUCAUAUUUUGUUUUUCUAUGUAAUCUAUAAUAUUUUAAGUAAAAAAGUAAAUUUUAGUGUAUAAUAGGUAUAUGAUUACCUAGAAUGCAAUUAGUACUGCUAAAAAUCUAGACAUAAAAAUAUGCAAUGGCUCCUAGGCAGAUGUUAUAUUUAAUACCUAUAAGCAAUCACAGAAACGAUAACCGGUAAUAACUAGAUAUAAUUUUACCUAUGUAAUUGUAAAUAUUAACUAGAAAUUAGUAAUAGUUAUUACAUGUUUUUCACUCUUUCUAAAUGAGUUUAUUAUAAUAAUUGCUUUUUGUUGUUUUUAAAUUGAGUGAUAAGAUAAAGGAAUUAGUUGUAUAUGCCAUCCAGCAUAAAUCAAUGUAUCUGAAUAUUAUCAUCUUUGGAAUAAAAAGGUGACAUAACUAUUAA
This is a messenger RNA of Pararge aegeria (speckled wood butterfly), 3064 nucleotides long. RefSeq names its product transmembrane 9 superfamily member 3 (gene TM9SF3). Gene Ontology annotation, cellular component: membrane. Bases 141 to 1868 code for a protein of 575 amino acids. Gene Ontology annotation, biological process: protein localization to membrane. The record is from RefSeq and is a predicted model, not a curated record. Lineage: Eukaryota; Metazoa; Arthropoda; Insecta; Lepidoptera; Nymphalidae. The transcript has a single exon.